Molecule: messenger RNA, 2108 nt
Organism: Pimephales promelas (fathead minnow)
Lineage: Eukaryota; Metazoa; Chordata; Actinopteri; Cypriniformes; Leuciscidae
Gene: plekha8
Product: pleckstrin homology domain containing A8
Biological process (GO): intermembrane lipid transfer; ceramide transport
Cellular component (GO): membrane; cytosol; cytoplasm
Molecular function (GO): ceramide 1-phosphate transfer activity; ceramide 1-phosphate binding
Source: RefSeq, a predicted model, not a curated record
AAUUAUCUCGAGUUUCUCAAAGCGGCUGUGUUGGGCUCAGUCUUGCCACGACUAAGUAAUGAAUUGUCAAGAGAAUGUCUACCAUGGAGGGAGUUCUCUAUAAAUGGACCAACUAUAUCAGUGGUUGGCAGCCCCGUUGGUUUGUUCUUAAAGGAGGCACUCUUUCCUACUAUGAUUCUCAAGAAGAUGCAUGGAAAGGAUGCAAGGGCAGCAUCAAAAUAUCUGUGUGUGAAAUACAGGUUCACCCAUCGGAUUUCACAAGGGUUGAUCUGAUCAUUCCAGGAGAACAGUACUUUUAUCUCAGGGCAAUUAAUGCAGCAGAGAGGCAGAAAUGGCUUGUGGCGUUAGGGACUGCAAAAGCCUGUCUUACAGACAACCGGACUAAGAGAGAGAAGGAGCUCCAGGAAAGCUCAGAGGCUCUGAAAACAAAAAUGUCUGAGCUAAGGCUUUACUGUGACCUUCUCCUUCAGCAAGUGAACAAAAUACAAGAAAGUCCUCUAGCGGAGAUGACAGCUGAUUCUGAGGAGGUAGGGGAUGAGACAGGAAAUCUAGUGAAGUCCACAUGCACCACCUUCUUAAAGACCCUGGAGGAGUGUAUGCAGAUUGCUAGCCGAACCUUCAAUCCAGAUCUUCUGAGUCAGACCCCUCCAGGCUCUCCUCCUGUGGCUACCAUCAAACCUCAGAAGAUCAAAACUACUGAUCCAAAAAAUCAGCACCAAGGAGAAACACAAAGGGACUUAAUAAACACCUCAGGGACAUCAGCACAUGAGAGUGGACCAGAAAAUGAACCACCUCCAUCUCCUCAAGAAAGCACACCUACAGGAAGUGGUUUAAUGGAGGAGCCUCAUAAUGGCUCUUCAUCAAGCACACAUGACCCUGAAGAACCUGUAGGAGAGAAGAAGGACAGACCACCAGAAGAAGCAGACUGUGCUCAAGAAAAGCAACAGGACGUCUCCCAUAGCCCCACACAGAACAAAGAAGAAAUGGUCACUGAAGGAAUCCAGGCUGACCUGGAAGUGAACAAGCCUCAGUCUGAGAUCACACAGGAAGAGGAAGAUAAGGUGGACACAUUCUUCAGUACCAUGAGCCACAGAUUUAGUGAUAUAAUACUGGAGGACAACAGUGGUAUUCCCACACAGGCCUUUUUGGAUUCUUGCUAUGCUAUAGUACCAGUUUUAGACAAGCUUGGACCAACUGUCUUUGCUCCAGUUAAACUAGAUUUUGUGGGAAACAUUAAGAAGAUCCAGCAGAAGGUGGUGUCGGAUCCUGAGAGUUUCCCCACCCUACAGAGCAUCGUGCUGCACGAGGUGGAGACGGAGGUGUCACAGGUGCGGAACUCGGCCACAGAAGCGCUGCUAUGGCUUAAACGUGGACUCAAGUUCCUCAAAGAAUUCCUUUCUGAAAUCAAUACAGGGAUGAAGGACGUCCAGGGAGCUCUUAAUAAAGCAUAUGGAAAAACAUUACGGCAAUAUCACGGAUGGGUUAUUCGAGGAGUCUUUGCACUGGCUCUACGGGCCGCUCCGUCCUACGAGGGCUUCAUGGCUGCUCUGGUUUCUCAUGAAGGCGAUGAGCUGAAGGAGGGUUUCAAGACCGGCAUGCACCGAGACCUGGACUUCUACCUUCCAGCUAUGGGGAAGCAGCUGUCCAUCCUGGAUUCUCUCUAUGAGGAGUACGGCUUGGAAUCAGACGAGAUCGUGUGACUAACACAAACGCACCCGCACAGCGAACACAGCUUGCUUCUGAAGGAGCUGAUCGGUUUCAGUGGUGGAGUUGUAUUUCUUUCGCCCACUGUGGUAACCGAACCCUGAGUUGGUGUUGAAGAAGACAGGGAGGUUUCUGUGAGGGCAGGGCUUGCAGAGACUGACCAGUAAGAGUGUGUUGGUUAAUGUGCUAUCUGUAAACUACAGUAAGUCAUCCCUGCAAAAUUGAAACAGUCACAUAAAAGCAGGGUGUGAUUCCAAGUGUUUUCAGGGAACAGCUGUAUUUUUAGCAACCUUCAGUGGAGUGAUCAAGUGUUUUGUCAGACUGACCGUAUGUAUGACACGCCAAUUCGUAUUUCCAUUUUUGGCGUGCUAUCAACACGCAUAAUCGCUUUUCAGCGCGUUUAU